AUGGCGGAGCCGAGCGUCCGUAACGAGCAGGUCGCAUCUUUGUCUCGUGCAUGUGAGAACUGUCGUGCCAGAAAGACGCGCUGCAACAAGAACUUCCCAUGUUCGAGCUGCCAGAUCCUGGGUGUGCAAUGUCAGCCCACUUCAAGAACAACCGAGCAGCGCCCUCGCAUUGUCAUAUCAAACCAGUACGAGAAGCAACUUGAAGUAAUUCAAGAGCGUCUCCGUGCUAUUGAAGGAGAUCUCAAAGUCAUCGCGCAUAGGUCGUCAGAUAACGACGACAUUCGGUCCUCAACAACGUCAACAACGAAUCAAGAGACCUCUAGACCACUGACUCCAUUCGAAGGGGAGUCAUCAUUCAACAAGGAGACCUUGGAGGCCAGCAGAGCUGCCAGCAGCAUACUAAGAACAAACCCAGAUCCCGAAGUAAGAUCGGCUUUGUCGUCAUUACAUAAUAACCUGGUCGCCAUUGAGAUAUCGGAGCAGCAAGAUAACACAGAUCAUCAUAACAAGGGCAUUCAGAGGAAGGUCAGCUUGCUGCCGGCCGAUGUUGUUAUUGCCGUAGUCAAGAAGGCGAAAGCGACACCACUAUUAUCUGCAGUCUCAAGUAGCUGGACCGAUUACACGCGGUUUGAACAACUCUGUCAGAAGGUGUACUUCCCGGUAGAGGAGCUAUCUGUGGGGUCACUGGCUUUAAUGCAUGGUGUGCUCUUUCACAUCUUCCAAGACCUCUCUCAGCAUGACGACCCCAUGUUUUCGGGAUACGACCUUGAGGACUGCGCAAAGGUUUGCAAGGCAAAUUUCCAGCAGUGCUUACGGAGCUACGAAAGCUUCCUUGUGCCAACAUUCGAGAAUGUUCAAGCUCUCUACUUAGCAGCAUAUGGAGCCCAGGAGGAGUCACAACUUUCCUUGUGCUGGAUGUACGUCUCCGCAGCAAAGACUAUGUGUCAGACGCUGGGCUAUCAUCGGGAGUCGUCCUAUCGCAACGACACGCCAGAAGUAGCCCAGUCUAAGCGUCAUGCUUUUUAUGGUCUCUACGCAAUCGACAAGAACCUAUCCCUCGUUCUGGGCCGAUCUUCCAAUUUCAACGACAAUGACAUCGACGCCGAGCCAUUUAUGCUUUCUUCAGACCCCGGGCAGUGGCCUUGGGAUGUGUAUACCCAUAUCUGCUACCGGUUUGCCCGGAUUCAAGGUGACACCUACGACCAACUAUACUCAGCAAGUGCAACAAAGCAUUCUCAAUACAAACGGUCGUGUUUUGUGGAAGAGCUUUCGGCACGAAUAAUCAAUUUACGGGAGGAGCUACAGCUGCUUGAUCCGUCCGGAGCAUACUAUUCUGAAGUAUUACAGAUGGCUAAAGAAAGUGCAGACUUCAUCGUCUACGCGGUGUUGUCAGUCGUGUAUAGAGCCGAAACCCGCUUCUACGAUACUGUAGAAAUAUCUAGCCGAUGCUACGACGCUUCAAGAAAGAGUCUCGAAAGUCACCUACAAUGCUCUAUCGGCCUCAGAACGUGCAGCAUUUACCAAAAGAUAGGCUACGUUAAGAACACUUUGCUGAUCCCUUCCUUCACACCGUAUCUUGUUGUGUUUACCCAUGCCAUAGCCACGGCCAACGACAGAGAUCUGAAACUUCUUGAAGAUACUGUCGAAUCACUGGCCUACUUUCAAGACUGCUCUCCUGGAUCCUCCCGCCUCUAUUUCAUUUGCAAAUCUUUCCUCAACACGGCAGAGACGCUGAUAGCUUCACGGAAAAGCUUCAAUGGACUGGAGCAGCACGAGGAUGGCUCACUAGUCUUUACAACGAAACCCAUUGCGACUGCGUCAGAUCGGCAGACGGUCUGCCACGAAAUUCCUGCUGCCUGGAAUGGUUCCGUAUUUCCUGGCGCAGCUGGCACUGAGGGUAGUCUUGACUUAGAUACUUUUAGUUUUUGGACUAACUGGCUGGGAUCAACUGAAUCGGUUGCAGACGUACUGCGUUAG
Messenger RNA from Alternaria postmessia, 1977 nucleotides. RefSeq lists its product as uncharacterized. Gene Ontology annotation, biological process: DNA-templated transcription; regulation of DNA-templated transcription. Bases 1 to 1977 code for a protein of 658 amino acids. NCBI's taxonomy places the organism in Eukaryota, Fungi, Ascomycota, Dothideomycetes, Pleosporales, Pleosporaceae. The transcript is spliced from 8 exons. Gene Ontology annotation, molecular function: DNA binding; zinc ion binding; DNA-binding transcription factor activity, RNA polymerase II-specific. The record is from RefSeq and is a predicted model, not a curated record.